Molecule: messenger RNA, 519 nt
Organism: Guillardia theta CCMP2712
Lineage: Eukaryota; Cryptophyceae; Pyrenomonadales; Geminigeraceae
Exons: 1
Coding region: 1-519 (172 amino acids)
Source: RefSeq, a predicted model, not a curated record
AUGGAGCAAUCGAGCGAAAGUUUGGUUGAUGCUAUCGAUGCUCUCUUCACAGGGCAGUCGGAAACAGCCGUCACAGAGGAAGACAUCGACAAGGUCCUCAACGACGAUCAGUUUGAAGAAGAGGAGGGCGGGGGGGUUGUGCUCGACGCGCAUGCUAAGAGCUCGAACAGAACACAAGUGACCAUAUCCUUUGAUGCGGCGGGAGCGGAGAGGCCCUCGGAGAAAACUGGGGAGUUGUCGGAGGCUGCGGGCGAAGAACGAGCGAGUGGGACGAGGCAGAACAGGUGGAAGAAGGAGGAGCACGAGUUGUUUCUGCAAGGGGUUCAGAGGUAUUGCCAGUCGUUCCCUCGGAUCGAUGAGGACGGGGUCUUUGUUGGAUUAGGGGACGGCGUCGCUGACAUCAUUGCCGCGGAGAUCGGUACGAGGACAGCAGCUCAGGUCCGAUCGCACGCGCAGAAGUACUUCUUGAGCAAGCAGUACAAGAGAAGUUCUGCUGCCAACGCUCCUGGCGGGUCAUGA